AUGGGUGUGAAAAGUGCAGAACUGUUACUUGUUGUGGUGGCAGCUGCUUUCAUGUUUGGGAUUGGGAUGGCAAACUGGAACUACACUGCCGCAGCAAACUGGAAUCACACUGUUGCAGUACCAAAUUGGAACCAUACUGCUAAUGACUACUGGUUCUGGGGACAUAGGCACAAGCAGCCUUCCAGCAGAUUCGUUGUUGGUGGAUCAGAAAACUGGCGGUUUGGUUAUAACUACACGGACUGGGCUAUCAAGAAUGGUCCCUUUUACUUGAACGAUACUUUGGUGUUCAAAUAUGAUCCACCAAACGACACCACAUUCCCCCACAGUGUGUAUUUACUGUCGGAUUUCUGGAGCUUCCGGAGCUGCGACCUGAGAAGAGCAAAGAAAAUAGGAGAGGUGAAUGAGGGGGCGGGCGAGGGAUUUGAGUUCGUGCUCAAGAGAUGGCAGCCGUACUACUUCGCGUGCGGGGAGCACAACGGCCUCCAUUGCAAGGCUGGCCUCAUGAAGUUCGCCGUCUGGCCCUUGAUCCGUUGGUAUUAA
Messenger RNA from Sesamum indicum (sesame), 540 nucleotides. Its product is annotated as blue copper protein 1b-like. Lineage: Eukaryota; Viridiplantae; Streptophyta; Magnoliopsida; Lamiales; Pedaliaceae. The record is from RefSeq and is a predicted model, not a curated record. Gene Ontology annotation, molecular function: electron transfer activity.